AUGCAUCGGUCGACGAGCGCGGGAGCCAUGUCGACCAUGGCGACCGGCGGAGGGGCCAUGGCGAGGCCCCGCAAGGAGCGGAAAGUCACGUUCGUCGUGCGAGACUCUGACGACACCACCCACUGUGCUGGCGUCAACAGUGUGUGCCUGGCCCCUCCUGCCACGUCAGCAUGGUACCUGCACCAGCAGGGGCCCAGAUCGCCCCUCUCUCACCCACACUCGCAUUCCCACGGCCACACCAGAAGCAGCAAUGAUGGUGACUAUAACGAGGAAGCUUAUAUCGAGGAUGUAGUGUUCACUGGCAGCCGGGACGGAACCAUAAAGCGGUGGAGGGUUUCGGUAGGCUCGGCGAGUCCUGGAGCUGCAGAGGAGGAUCGGUACGGGAGGGGGAACGGAGGUGCGGUAACCCCAAAAGGAUUGUAUGAGACGACUUUCGAGUCACAUACAGACUGGGUGAAUGAUGUGGUGUUGGUGGGAGCAGACACGCUCGUCUCAUGCUCCUCUGAUGGCUCCCUCAAGACAUGGAAGGCCUUUUCCCCAAGGGGCGAGUGCACCGACACCCUGCGGCACCACAGCGACUACGUAAUCGCUCUCGCUGCCGCCCGUGAUGUGAGUUCCUCUCCCUCUCUGUACGAAUCAAAAGUACUGCAACCGCACUCCAGCAUGCAUGCAGCAGCACUGCUGCACCACAGCGACUACAGGCAUCGCUCUUGCUGCUGCCCGCGAUGUGAGUCCCUCUCCCUCUCUGUACGAAUCAAAGCAUGCAUGCAGCAGCACUGCGGCACCACAGCGACUACAGGCAUCGCUCUUGCUGCUGCCCGCAAUGUGAGUAGAACCAUGUGUUCGUCUCCCUUCUCUCUCUUCCCUCUCUAUGCGGAUCCAAGGUAA
Molecule: messenger RNA, 888 nt
Organism: Closterium sp. Naga37s-1
Lineage: Eukaryota; Viridiplantae; Streptophyta; Zygnematophyceae; Desmidiales; Closteriaceae
Source: the annotation of a GenBank genome assembly